AUCCUGUCCGAAUUGGUAAUUCUGAGUAGAAGCCUUCCACCCAAAAAAAAAAAAAAAAAAAAAACUUCCCCGCCUAGUCGGAAUGGGGCCGGCCGGAGUUCCGAAUCCCGUAAAUUCGUACCUCAAUUCGUAUUAAACAACACAUACAGACCCUUUGAUCCUAGCUAGCCCUAUCAUCCCAUUCAUCUUCAACAAUGGCUGGCACCUCAUCAACAUGGUAUUUGCUACUGCUCCUUGCCUUUAGCUUCAUGCUUCUUACGGAGGCUUCCCAGCAAAACGUUUCCCUGACUUUCGUUGAUCGUGCAGUUGAAAAAGGCUCAGUUUGCUUGGAUGGGUCUCCCUCUGUAUACUAUUUUGACCAAGGAGAAGGUCAGGGGCUAGACAACUGGCUCAUUUUUUUAGAAGGAGGAGGGUGGUGCUCAACCCAAAGCGAGUGCAAACAGCGUUCCGAAACAAAGUAUGGUUCGUCUACACUAAGGGAUCAAUACAUGGACUUCGAGGCAUCUCUCCUCUCCAACGACUCACAAGAAAAUCCAAAAUUCUACAAUUGGAAUAGAGUUUAUGUUCCAUAUUGUGAUGGAUCUUCAUUCACCGGAAACAUGGAGGCGGUUGAUAGUGUUACAAAUGUAACCUACAAAGGCUUAAGGAUAUUUGAAGCGACAAUGGAAGAUCUCCUUGCCAAAGGAAUGGAACGAGCACAAAAUGUACGUAAUUGACAUCAGCCCAUUUUAAUUUUGAAAAGGGAGAAAUAAUUUAAAUAAUCCAAACUUUGAAGAGGUGUGAUGUUAGCACCCCAGACAUUUAUAUGUAAUAUUUAUACCCCGAACUAUAUUUAAAAAGUAAUAUUAGUACCAUGACAUACAUUUUUUUCUUUCACAAUGUAAAUUUAUGACGCUUUAACUACACCUUUAUAAAUGUUUAAGUAUUUUAAAUCAUGGGCUUAACACCAGUACGUUUACAUUUUCGAAUAAAAAAAUAUAUAGUAAUGGUGCUAACAUAACCUUGACCCCAUAACCUUUUAUGUAAAGUUCGGGGUAUAUAUAUUACAUAUGUAAGUUUGGGGUGCUUAAUUAUACAUCGCACCCCUUCAAAGUUUAGGAUAUUUAAAUUAGAUUCCCCUUUAGAAAAAUGCUUGAUGUACACGUUUUUUGUGUACACUUUUGACACAUUUUUAUGUCUACGCUGACAGAGUUGGUUGUAUACGGACAAUUGUGUAAUGCCCCACGGAACUAUCUAUAUACAGACAACUUUGUAAAGUCCCAUGGAAUUGUUUAUACAGGGACAACUCUAAUUUACACCAAACAUCACUCUAAUUUAUUUUUAGCUUGAUGGAGUAGUAUACUAAAGAUAGUGUUAAUAAUUUGCAUCCCAUCAAAGUACGGAU
Cuscuta europaea is the source of this 1384-nucleotide messenger RNA. Lineage: Eukaryota; Viridiplantae; Streptophyta; Magnoliopsida; Solanales; Convolvulaceae. The record is from the annotation of a GenBank genome assembly.